Molecule: messenger RNA, 246 nt
Organism: Penicillium oxalicum
Lineage: Eukaryota; Fungi; Ascomycota; Eurotiomycetes; Eurotiales; Aspergillaceae
Exons: 1
Coding region: 1-246 (81 amino acids)
Source: RefSeq, a predicted model, not a curated record
AUGGGUCGCCACGGCGAUACGGCGACGAGAGCCAUGGAUGAGGAAAGAGUUCGGCCCCCCGGAGAAGCUGCAGACUGGCCAAAAUGCGGAGAGCCCCAGUCCCAGCGCCGAGGCAAAUCAGCAAUGAUGAAUUCUCAUUCCAUCGACCAAUCGAUUGGCUGCCAUUUCCAGCUGAUGCUGAAGCUCACCAUCGGCCCAUCAGCCAGCCAGACAUGCGCAUCGGGAAAUGCGGACACUGAACAGUAA